AUGGAAGGGUCUAGAAUUAAGAAUGAGCUAAAGGAAGUAGAUGUAGAAAAUGAGAUAGAUGAAUUUCGUAAAGAAGGAAAUAGUGGCACAGAAGGGCUGAUAAUAAUUAAAAGCAUGCCUAGAGUAACAGAUGGAAUUAACUCUGCUGGUAAGGUAGAGAGUCUUGAAGGGGAUGGAAUUAACUCUGCUAGUAAGGUAGAGAGUCUUGAAGGGGAUGGAAUUAACUCUGCUAGUAAGGUAGAGAGUCUUGAAGGGGAUGGAAUUAACUCUGCUAGUAAGGUAGAGAGUCUUGAAGGGGAUGGAAUUAACUCUGCUAGUAAGGUAGAGAGUCUUGAAGGGGAUGGAAUUAACUCUGCUAGUAAGGUAGAGAGUCUUGAAGGGGAUGGAAUUAACUCUGCUAGUAAGGUAGAGAGUCUUGAAGGGGAUGGAAUUAACUCUGCUGGUAAGGUAGAGAGUCUUGAAGGGGAUGGAAUUAACUCUGCUAGUAAGGUAGAGAGUCUUGAAGGGGAUGGAAUUAACUCUGCUAGUAAGGUAGAGAGUCUUGAAGGGGAUGGAAUUAACUCUGCUAGUAAGGUAGAGAGUCUUGAAGGGGAUGGAAUUAACUCUGCUGGUAAGGUAGAGAGUCUUGAAGGGGAUGGAAUUAACUCUGCUAGUAAGGUAGAGAGUCUUGAAGGGGAUGGAAUUAACUCUGCUGGUAAGGUAGAGAGUCUUGAAGGGGAUGGAAUUAACUCUGCUGGUAAGGUAGAGAGUCUUGAAGGGGAUGGAAUUAACUCUGCUAGUAAGGUAGAGAGUCUUGAAGGGGAUGGAAUUAACUCUGCUGGUAAGGUAGAGAGUCUUGAAGGGGAUGGAAUUAACUCUGCUGGUAAGGUAGAGAGUCUUGAAGGGGAUGGAAUUAACUCUGCUGGUAAGGUAGAGAGUCUUGAAGGGGAUGGAAUUAACUCUGCUAGUAAGGUAGAGAGUCUUGAAGGGGAUGGAAUUAACACUGCUAGUAAGGUAGAGAGUCUUGAAGGGGAUGGAAUUAACUCUGCUGGUAAGGUAGAGAGUCUUGAAGGGGAUGGAAUUAACUCUGCUGGUAAGGUAGAGAGUCUUGAAGGGGAUGGAAUUAACUCUGCUAGUAAGGUAGAGAGUCUUGAAGGGGAUGGAAUUAACUCUGCUAGUAAGGUAGAGAGUCUUGAAGGGGAUGGAAUUAACUCUGCUAGUAAGGUAGAGAGUCUUGAAGGGGAUGGAAUUAACUCUGCUAGUAAGGUAGAGAGUCUUGAAGGGGAUGGAAUUAACUCUGCUAAUAAGGUAGAGAGUCUUGAAGGGGAUGGAAUUAACUCUGCUAGUAAGGUAGAGAGUCUUGAAGGGGAUGGAAUUAACUCUGCUAGUAAGGUAGAGAGUCUUGAAGGGGAUGGAAUUAACUCUGCUAGUAAGGUAGAGAGUCUUGAAGGGGAUGGAAUUAACUCUGCUAGUAAGGUAGAGAGUCUUGAAGGGGAUGGAAUUAACUCUGCUAGUAAGGUAGAGAGUCUUGAAGGGGAUGGAAUUAACUCUGCUAGUAAGGUAGAGAGUCUUGAAGGGGAUGGAAUUAACUCUGCUGGUAAGGUAGAGAGUCUUGAAGGGGAUGGAAUUAACUCUGCUAGUAAGGUAGAGAGUCUUGAAGGGGAUGGAAUUAACUCUGCUAGUAAGGUAGAGAGUCUUGAAGGGGAUGGAAUUAACUCUGCUAGUAAGGUAGAGAGUCUUGAAGGGGAUGGAAUUAACUCUGCUGGUAAGGUAGAGAGUCUUGAAGGGGAUGGAAUUAACUCUGCUAGUAAGGUAGAGAGUCUUGAAGGGGAUGGAAUUAACUCUGCUAGUAAGGUAGAGAGUCUUGAAGGGGAUGGAAUUAACUCUGCUAGUAAGGUAGAGAGUCUUGAAGGGGAUGGAAUUAACUCUGCUGGUAAGGUAGAGAGUCUUGAAGGGGAUGGAAUUAACUCUGCUAGUAAGGUAGAGAGUCUUGAAGGGGAUGGAAUUAACUCUGCUAGUAAGGUAGAGAGUCUUGAAGGGGAUGGAAUUAACUCUGCUAGUAAGGUAGAGAGUCUUGAAGGGGAUGGAAUUAACUCUGCUAGUAAGGUAGAGAGUCUUGAAGGGGAUGGAAUUAACUCUGCUAGUAAGGUAGAGAGUCUUGAAGGGGAUGGAAUUAACUCUGCUAGUAAGGUAGAGAGUCUUGAAGGGGAUGGAAUUAACUCUGCUAGUAAGGUAGAGAGUCUUGAAGGGGAUGGAAUUAACUCUGCUAGUAAGGUAGAGAGUCUUGAAGGGGGUGGAAUUAACUCUGCUAGUAAGGUAGAGAGUCUUGAAGGGGGUGGAAUGAACUCUGCUAGUAAGGUAGAGAGUCUUGAAGGGGAAGCGUGA
Molecule: messenger RNA, 2364 nt
Organism: Protopterus annectens (West African lungfish)
Lineage: Eukaryota; Metazoa; Chordata; Ceratodontiformes; Protopteridae
Product: suprabasin-like
Exons: 5
Coding region: 1-2364 (787 amino acids)
Source: RefSeq, a predicted model, not a curated record